AUGUAUGAUUUGGUGGAACAGGAUGAUUUAAUACCACACUUACUCUUCACCAACGCUCUUUUGGCAGGGAUGGCUUCCACUUGCGCUAUCCUACUUUUGACGUCAUCAAUGAUGAACUGUAUUCUCAUAAUCUGGGCUACAUUUAGCAUCAAUUAUGGCGUCUUUGCAUUGCUCAGUGUUUGUGGAACUCAUUUGGAUAUCAUAUCUAUCAUUGUUAUACUUUUAAGUAUCGGCUAUUCAGUCGAUUACUCUUCUCAUAUGCUGGCACAUUUCUAUCAUUUCAAACACCAUUCAAAAGAUCCAAUCGGAGAUACGUUAAGUAUCGUUUGUUGGCCAGUUGUUCAAGCAUCGUUGGCCAGUUGUUCAAGCAUCGCUUUCUACGAUAAUUGGUGUGAUAUGUAUAUCGCCUGUUAA
Loa loa (African eye worm) is the source of this 414-nucleotide messenger RNA. RefSeq lists its product as hypothetical. Gene Ontology annotation, biological process: molting cycle, collagen and cuticulin-based cuticle; endocytosis. Gene Ontology annotation, cellular component: cytoplasmic vesicle membrane; plasma membrane. The transcript has 3 exons. NCBI's taxonomy places the organism in Eukaryota, Metazoa, Nematoda, Chromadorea, Rhabditida, Onchocercidae. The record is from RefSeq and is a predicted model, not a curated record. Bases 1 to 414 code for a protein of 137 amino acids.